UCUGUGGCUGGGCUUGCCGGUGUCGGCACCAUGAGGAAUGGGCAUCUAAUGUUGCUGCCAGGACUCUUGAUGCUGCUGCUGUUGUCAUUGGGAGCUGCAGCCCAGAUGUCUAGCGACUCAACUCGCUAUUGCCCUGCGAACUCCGCUGUUUUCAAUGACAUCUCCUGUCGUUGCUCUCCGGGAUUCAUUUCUUCAUCUGGGGAGAUCUUCUACAAUGGCGCUGAGCGUUGUGAAGACAUCAAUGAGUGUGCACCACCUUCACUAGUGUCUUGUGGAAAAUUUGCCGAUUGCCAGAACACAGAGGGGAGCUACCACUGCACGUGCAGCCCAGGAUAUGAGCCUGCUUCUGGGGCAAGAACGUUCAGGAAUGAGAGUGAGAACACGUGUCAAACUGUGGACGAAUGUCAGCUGAAACCCAGAGUCUGUAAAAGCCAUGGCAUCUGCAUCAACACCCAGUGCAGCUACACCUGCCAGUGCCCACCUCUCCAGAAGAUUCCACCACAGGGGGACCCUGACCCUCUGGCUUUGUCCUCAGACGUGAAUGAAUGCACGGCAGGGCAGAACCCAUGCCACAACUCCACCCACUGCCUCAACAACAUUGGGGGCUAUGAGUGCCACUGCUGCCCUGGCUGGAAGCCAGUUCCUGGGUCCCCCAAUGACCCCAAGAACACUGUCUGUGAGGAUGUGGAUGAGUGCAGUUCUGGGCAGCCUACAUGCCACAAUUCCACCGUCUGCAUCAACACCGUGGGCUCAUACAAGUGCCGCUGUCACCGGGGCUGGGAGCCCAAACCCAGAUUCCAGAAUAAUCAACCGAACACCACCUGUGAAGCCCCUGCAGAGGUGUCCUUCCCCACCUGGACCCCACCCCCUGGAAUCAAGAGCCAGAGACUCUCCCGUUUCUUUAAAAGAAUCCAAGAUCUGCACAGAGACUUCAAGCCAGCCUCAGCUCAGGGCACCAUCCAGGACCUCAUACAGGAGGUGGAUGAGCUGCUGGAGACUCCAGGGGAUCUGGAGGCUCUGCCCCGCUCAGAGCAGCACUGUGUGGCCACUAACCUGCUUGUUGGCCUUGAGGAUGUCCUGAGAAAGCUGAGCCAGGCCCUGCCCAAUGAUACAUUGACCUUCAAUGCAUCUGCAGGCACAGGCCUGUGCCUGAAGGAGCAGGAGCAAGGACACAGAAAUGUCACUUUGAGUUUAAAUCAGGUGAAGAUGCUGCUGAACUGGGAUGUGGUGUACGAAUCUGGUGACUCAGGUCCUUCUGUGGUGGGUCUCGUCUCCACUCCAGGGAUGGGCAAGUUGUUGGCUGAGGCCCGCCUGGUGUUGGAGUCUGAGAAGCAGGCAGUUCUGCAUGGGGCACACAAGGGCGUGCUGCGAGGAGUCUCCUCUGUCCUGGUCUCAGAUGUCAUCUCUGCCUUUAUGAGCAACAGGGAAACCCAGAACCUCAGCUCUCCCAUCACCUUCAUCUUCUCCCACCACUCGAUGACCCCUGGGCCAAUGCAAAAGGUGUUCUGUGCCUUCUGGGAUCACACUCCGGAUGGAUAUGGUCAUUGGUCCACCACAGGCUGCAGGAUGGUGGCCACUGGAGACAUCAGCACCACCUGCCAGUGCACCCACCUCAGCAGCUUUGCUGUUCUCUUGGCUCACUGUGACGUGCAGGAGGAGGAUACUGUGCUGGCUGUGAUCACCUAUGUGGGGCUGGGCCUCUCUCUGCUGUGCCUCCUCCUGGCAGCCCUCACCUUCCGGCUCUGCAAAGCCAUCCAGAACACCAGCACCUCGCUCCACCUGCAGCUGUCAAUCUGCCUCUUCCUGGCCCACCUGCUCUUCCUCACAGCCAUCGACUGGACUGAGAUCAAG
Messenger RNA from Odobenus rosmarus divergens (Pacific walrus), 1851 nucleotides. RefSeq names its product EGF-like module-containing mucin-like hormone receptor-like 2-like. Gene Ontology annotation, cellular component: membrane. Gene Ontology annotation, molecular function: calcium ion binding; G protein-coupled receptor activity. The annotation marks the transcript as partial. Gene Ontology annotation, biological process: adenylate cyclase-activating G protein-coupled receptor signaling pathway. NCBI's taxonomy places the organism in Eukaryota, Metazoa, Chordata, Mammalia, Carnivora, Odobenidae. The record is from RefSeq and is a predicted model, not a curated record. The transcript is spliced from 14 exons.